Molecule: messenger RNA, 1466 nt
Organism: Asterias rubens (European starfish)
Lineage: Eukaryota; Metazoa; Echinodermata; Asteroidea; Forcipulatida; Asteriidae
Product: peptidyl-prolyl cis-trans isomerase FKBP2-like
Exons: 5
Coding region: 136-570 (144 amino acids)
Biological process (GO): protein peptidyl-prolyl isomerization
Molecular function (GO): peptidyl-prolyl cis-trans isomerase activity
Source: RefSeq, a predicted model, not a curated record
GCGGCUGGCAAUUUCGGGCCCAAAACCGUACCGCUAAGCUACGUGUACUUUUUCUUGGAGCUCUUUUGUUUCUGUGCUGGCCGGCCGCCGGAAGAACUAACUCAAAACUGCGGAAGUUGAAGAGCAAUUUCAAAGAUGGCAUCUUUAAAAAUGGUGCUGAGUGCUGGGAUGCUUUCGUUCAUCCUCAUCUCCUGCCUUGUUGUUGUUGAGGCUGGUGACAAGCCUAAGAAGCUCCAGAUCGGCGUCAAGAAGAAGGUGGAAAACUGUGACCGGAGAUCCAAAGCUGGUGAUUCCUUGCAUAUGCAUUACACAGGCACACUACAAGAUGGAACCGAGUUUGACAGCAGCAUUCCAAGGGGAAGUCCAUUUGUUUUUACUCUUGGCGCAGGCCAGGUGAUCAAAGGCUGGGACCAGGGCCUACUCAACAUGUGUGUUGGAGAGAAGAGAAAACUAGUUAUCCCAUCUGACCUAGGAUAUGGAGACCGGGGAUCACCUCCCAAAAUCCCAGGGGGUGCCACUCUUGUCUUCGAAGUAGAGCUGAUGAAAAUUGACAGGAAGAAGGAGCUAUAACCAGUCCCCAGCUGAGCUUAAAAUCAGGCCUUAUUUCUUAAUACUCAAAACUAGAAGCAUUGAUAGCAUUAGUGCAAUGACUCGGAAGGGUUUUUCUAUUUGAAUCCUCUUGCUUCCUGUAUCAUCUGCAAGUAACAGGCAUGCACCUUUUCAUUAAAAAAAAGUGCCAUAGAAAACUGAAAAACACUAAAAAGGUUAAUUGUGAUCGGCAAUUCCUCUCUCUUUUUUUUUGCAAUUAGAAAGUUGCAUGUCAAGUAAGCCGACAGACAAGGAUUUAUUCUCAUACUCUCAACAUCAUCAUCAGUGUAAAACUUGGUUGUGCCAUAUUUGAGAGUCAUUGUAACCGUGUGUUAUAAUGGUGUUGUGUACAUUUUAGGCCAUGCAACUCUUCACUCACACACUUUGAUUCCCAAAAUUUGACUCCCAAAAUGGCGAGCAGACAGAAGCAGAGUGUAAUGUUGAUGCAAAGGGUGAAUAAGGGAAAGCACCGAUGCUCAGUCAAUGACUUUCAGAUGCUAUAUAGCAGAGGUACAAAUUAAUUUUGCACACUAUUUUUUUUGGAAUAAUGGAAUUGUUUAGUAAAUUAGGUUCCAUUUGUGACUCCGACAGUCUGUCUCCCAAAGAGACGGUUUCAUUAAGAGAUAAACAGAGACAUUGAUAUUAGAUGGAGUUCUUUACAAGGAGAGAAGAAACAAAAGGGUUCUGUUUUACAUUAUUUUUGUCACCUUAUCUCGAUUGGAAGCAGUUACAGCUCAAGAACAGUUUACAUUCUGCAUUCAUUUGUGGUAAUGCAUCAAGGAGAAUUGUCCAAUUGUAGCAAUAAUAAUAUUAUGAGAUCAGUUUUUGUAUUGAAUAAAUAUUGGAAGAGACUAAAUUGAUUUGGUCUUAGAUCUUUA